UGUUGCACGUAGCCGCGCGUUCGCGUAAAAAUUAAUUGCAAGCGAAAGCAAUUUGUAAUUUUGUGAGAGGAAACAAAAAACAAAAAAAAAAACAAAACACAGCAAGCAAAUAAGUGUUGAAAGUGAAGUUCAAACGGUACGAAAGAAAAUUAAAUAAAUCAAUUAAAUAUCGCACUUUGUUAGCCUAAAAGUAGGCAACAGCUAAACUUUAUACACAUACAUUCAUACAUAUGUACGUGUGGACUUCCAUCAGGCGAAGCCUCUUUCCGUUGACACUGAUGAGGGUUAAGUAUUUUAAUAGAGCUAAAAUAGAGCCUUGCUUGCUACAAAGUCAGGCAACCUAGGCAGCUAGUUUUGGUAGACGUUGCCUACAUUGCGGAGUUGAGCGCUAUCAUACAUACAUACAUACCUACUAGGCGUUAAAAGAUAAAUGACAUCCAGGCAUGAGUGCAGCGCACAGCAUGCCUGCUCAGCAGAAAUAAAUAAAUGAGAUUUACACCAAACAGCAGCAGCGUCUGCAGUUGAAAUAAGAAGAGAGGGUGAACAAAAAACAAAAACCAAAGCAAAAACAAGUGUGCAGGUGAAAAAGGAAGAAAAUAGAAGUGGAAGUUGGCUGCGACAUUGAUAUAAAUUGAAAGCCAUUUAUGCUUGAAGUGAAAUAUUGUUGAAAUAAGCAUGUUUUAUAAAUGGUGGCAUAUUUUUGGGCGCGCACCAAAUGAAGUAAGCGGAGAGUCAUGUGACAACAGUUAAGGGGUGUGAGACGCAUAAGAUGACAUGAAAAAUGCGAAAUCGUGCGGGUUUGACAAAUUAAAAAUUUAAAGUGUGUUGAGUUUGAUAAAAGUUAUUGAGGUUUGUGGUUUGAAUGUCUAGAUGUAGGCAAUAAUUUGACAUAUGAAAAUAUUUUCUAAUGAUUUGUGAUGCUGUAAGUGUGCUAUGAAUUUUGAUAUAGUAAAAUGUGAUAGAGGAAGGUUUUGCGAAUGAAAUACAUUAAAUGCCUAAUAGUAUGCACCAAAAAAAUUCCAACACAUAUUAAACGCCGCAAAGUAUGUGAAAGCGACACAUCAAUGUCGGUAUGAAAGGCGCUGAAGUUAUCACUAACUAUGAUUAAUAUUUGCAUAAUUUCAUUGCAUACCUAAGGGCGCUGUGGCGUGGACAAAAGCAGAGGGAAUAGUUUGUAGAAGAUACAAUGAAGCACAGUUAGCUGAGAGGUUCGAAAACUAGCCUUACAAAACAAAAUUUUUACAAAAUCUUUUACUAAAUAAGUGCGGGUUUAAUGAAGUUUUUAUAGCAAAAGUACCCAGCUGCGAGCUACCCAAAUAACUAUGAACUGCGAACUAAGUUUAGAUCACAUAAGUCAUAAAAUCAAUGCAGUACUUUUUUUUUUUGAUGUAACGCAAACCAAACUUGCCCAAAAAACGAAUAAUAGAAUGAAACCAAACAAUACCAAAAAGAAAUUCACUUUGACCCAUUUGAACGCAUUCGCCUAAAUUGAAACUCGGUUUACCUUUCAAUAAAAAAAGGAAAACAGCGCAAUUGUGUGCUCAAAACGGCGGCAGUGCAGAAGCAACGGUGUUGUACGACGAAACAAAAGUGCAGAAGUUAGCAAAAAAUCACAUCACAAACAGCCAAAGCAACAGAGUGACAACAAAAAAAGGCAAAAAAAAUAAAAAAUUAAAACAAAAAUCACACCUACGCCAGCCACUCAACGGCAGCAACAAAAGCAACGACGGUGGCGACGACGACAACGACGACCACUUGAUGUUGAGUUAAGCGGUUACGGCGCCCAGAAGUCGGCAACGAGCUGCGAGGUGCACAGCAAAAAAAAUGUGGCGCGCGAGCACGAACGGUGAAUGACUUGGUUGGCGUGUGCUUCAAACGGCCAGCCAACUAACUGAUCUACUUACCCAACGCUCAACAGCUUCGCAUACACCAACACACGCCACCCCGCCAGCAGCCAGCAACCAGCACAUUCUGCUGCCAACAGCAAUUCACAGCAAACUAAGCGAACAAAACGCAGCAGAGAAGCGAAUGUAUUUAGAGAAAGCGCAAAAAGAAAAGCAUUUUGCGUUAUUAGUCCCGUGAGUGUUUUUUAAACUGAACAUUUUUCUGGUAUUUCACCAGCACUAAUUUGAUGAAAUCUUUGCUUGGCUUGCGUGUGCACAUACAUAAAUAUGUAUGUGUGUAUGUAGGUAACCACCAACACACACACACCUCACAAGUUUUUGUGCAAAACUCCAUUUGUAGAUGAUUGCGCCAAGUCAGCACAUUAGGUACAUAUUUAGUUGAGAGCGCAGCCGGAAUGUAAAAAGCAAAAACAAUUUUAUGAGAUUCGGAAAUGUGCAACGAUUUUAAGUUAACUGGAAAAAUAGAUGCUUAAAAUUGGCAAAAAAAUAAAUAAAAAUUGUCCACUGGGAUAAUGUUCCCAGUGAACGUUGAUAAAGACUUUAAACGCUUGCCAGUGCCGAUAAAGACUACUUUGAGACGUCCCAACCGCGUUUUGCGUUAAAUUCACGUCGCGUCUAACGUUUGUGUGCGGUUCGCAUUUUUCGCGCGAGUAUUUUACAAUUUAUUUAAAUUUACGUCCCAAGCGACUAAGUAGAUUCUACCCCACAAAUCAGUAGGACGAGGAUUUACCGGCUUGCGCGCUUGGACGCCUUUGUGGUGUAGCGAAUUAAUUCAGCGCAAUUAAACGAAUACUUGAAGUGAAAAAAAAACGCCGGCAAAGUAGAGCAGCCACAAUCAAGUGAUCGAACGCGCACCCACACACCCACACACCCAUGCAUAGCUGCAGCGCUAACAAAAUGUACGCGCCAGCACGACGGUCGCGCUUCGGCGGUGGCGCAGUCGGCUUUGGCCUGCAGCUGCUUCUCCUACUGGCCGCAAUACAAGAAUCGCUGAGCUCGUACUCGACUACAACUUCCACAACUACUGUGUCGCCUGCGAAUCUUCUGCCCUAUUUCGACUUCGAUGUGCCGCGAAAUUUGACUGUGACCGUAGGGCAAACGGGAUUUUUGCAUUGUCGCGUUGAGCGGUUGGGCGAUAAAGAUCUUAAAGCCAACAUAAUCGGGCCAUCGGAUCUGUAUGUGAAAAGCGGCAGCGAUAUAAAUCUAACAUGUCGCAUCAUGCAAGGACCGCACGAAUUGGGCAACAUAUUUUGGUACAAAGGCAAUGAAAUCAUUGACAUGUCAGCGAAUCUAAAUGAGAUCGACAGCGGGACGCGGAUUAGUGUCGACAACGACUGGACAGAUGGAUUGACAUCAAGAUUGAAAAUUCGUCGUGCCAUGCCCAGUGAUACCGGAAAUUAUACAUGCGUGCCAACGAUAGCGAAGACAUCCUCGGUUUAUGUGCACGUCAUAAUAGGUGAGUAG
Molecule: messenger RNA, 3368 nt
Organism: Rhagoletis pomonella (apple maggot)
Lineage: Eukaryota; Metazoa; Arthropoda; Insecta; Diptera; Tephritidae
Gene: dpr1
Exons: 5
Coding region: 2778-3368 (196 amino acids)
Biological process (GO): synapse organization
Cellular component (GO): neuron projection membrane
Source: RefSeq, a predicted model, not a curated record